Phragmites australis (common reed) is the source of this 1463-nucleotide messenger RNA. RefSeq lists its product as uncharacterized. Gene Ontology annotation, biological process: membrane organization; endoplasmic reticulum tubular network organization. The coding region runs from base 85 to 1086 and encodes 333 amino acids. NCBI's taxonomy places the organism in Eukaryota, Viridiplantae, Streptophyta, Magnoliopsida, Poales, Poaceae. Gene Ontology annotation, cellular component: membrane; endoplasmic reticulum. The transcript is spliced from 9 exons. The record is from RefSeq and is a predicted model, not a curated record.
CGCACACGCCACGAAAAAUUGCCGUCCAGGCCGCAGCCCCCCUGGGCUAGUGGGCUGCCCGGGGACCGGGAAAACAAAUGGGCGAUGCGUCUUCGUCGUCCUGGUCGUCCACGGCCGCGGCGGAGUACGACUACGAGCGUGACCCGCGGUGGGCGGAGUACCGGGCGAGCCUCGCCGUUUCGCCGCACCUCGCCUCCCUCCCACCCCGUCGUCCGUGCCCACCUCCAGCACAAGUUCUACCGCCGCUUCGUCGAUCCUGAUUUUGCUGUUGAAGGAAUGUCCUCAACCACCUCUUCCCAGACCUCAGCAUCUUCAGGGGGAACAUCUACUUCAGCUAGCGAAAAUGCAAGGUCUCCUGAUCCAGGCACUAAUUCUGCUGGGCCGGCAAGAAGCAGAAUGUCAUUACAGUUGGAUCAGCGGUCAUUACAUUUUUCUGUUAAUGCUUGGGUCCUUAUUGUUGCCUUGAUUGGCAUCCUUCCAAUAGCACCACAAUCGCUACAAUACAAGGGAUAUCGGUUGUCACUUCUUGGCACAACAUGUACAACAGGCUAUGCUUUGUUUACAUUUUACAGGCUACCCCGUGCAGGGAACAUGCAGGUUGUUCAGGCAUGGUAUCACCAUGUGGCUUCAUCAAAGGAUUUUAUACCAUUCAUGUACUGCCUUAUGUUUGUUACAUCUAAACUGCACUUGAAGCUUGUUUUGGUACCUGUAAUUUGCUGGGCACUUGAACAUGUGGCCAGAUUUCUACGGCGACAUUUUACUAAUUCCUCUUUGUACAGGACAUACUUGGAGCAGCCUUGUAUGUGGGUUGAGACAAACACGACUGCAGUCAACUUUCUGUGUUCAAAUGCAGAGAUUUUGUUGGGCUUUCUUUUGAUCUUAUCUCUGUUCUCGCGACAACGCAAUGCUAUGCAAACAUUCAUGUACUGGCAGUUGCUGAAGCUCAUGUACCACUCUCCCUUCACCGCUGGUUAUCACAGAGCUAUCUGGCUUAAAAUUGGCCGGACAAUCAACCCCUAUAUCCACCGUUACACCCCUUUUCUACAUGACCCAAUAAAUGCUGGCAUGAGAUGGUGGUUUAGGUAGGAUGGAUGUGGCACAGCAGUCAUGUAAAGGGACAUGUUUUUGGCCCAAGGAGGAUCUUUCGAGUAAGGUGCAGGCAGUGAAUGACAUGUUAUUAGUUAUUUUUUGUGGAUUUGUGCUGAUGAUAAUUUUUAGUCAGUGUGAUUAGUAAGUCUGAUAACUUUGCCCGUGAACGUAUAGCCAGUGGAGAUCUCGAGAUUAUGGCCAGUUUCUCAUGAACUGAAAUUAGAGCAGUAGUGUACGAUUGUGUGACUAAAUUCAUGUCUUGCUGUUUCUCUGACUAUAGGUGAUUCCUAACAUGUAUCAAGUUACAUCGUGGAACUGAAACUACUCUUCUGCAUUCCGAUGCUCUUUUUCAACAGGAAAUUCCUAUGUUGUUA